This is a messenger RNA of Sinocyclocheilus rhinocerous, 1069 nucleotides long. RefSeq names its product tumor necrosis factor receptor superfamily member 3-like. Gene Ontology annotation, cellular component: external side of plasma membrane; membrane; CD40 receptor complex. Lineage: Eukaryota; Metazoa; Chordata; Actinopteri; Cypriniformes; Cyprinidae. Gene Ontology annotation, biological process: apoptotic process; immune response-regulating cell surface receptor signaling pathway; immune response. The transcript has 6 exons. Gene Ontology annotation, molecular function: transmembrane signaling receptor activity; protein binding. The record is from RefSeq and is a predicted model, not a curated record. The coding region runs from base 452 to 1069 and encodes 205 amino acids.
GCCUCAGGGGUUUAUUACUGCACAAACAGGAAGGAAGGCAAGAGAAUUCAAGCACAAGUGCAGAGGGUGGAUAGAGGUAGCGGGGCUUUCCAGCACAGAGGGCAGAAAAAGAGUAACAGAGGGGGUUAAGAGCGGGUGACGUAAAAACGAUACAGAAAGGAAAGAAAAAAAUGAUUCCCUUACCUGCAGUGGAUCAACUGAGACACCCCACAGAAAGACAGAGCAAGCAAGCGUGACAGACAGACAGAAAAGAAAAGAGAAGAAGACAAUUGACGCAAUAGCGCGGGUCAGCAUGACUGAAUGAUCAUCAAUUCCUUGGUAACUUACAUAAACGGAUCAAGACAUCACUUCCGUAAUUUGUGUUAAGGGUUGUACAAGUCAACAGACUUCAUAUGACUGCAAAGUAAUCACACUGAAGGACCGAUUCGAGACAACAGUGAACAUAAACAAGAUGGGAGAACUGAAAUGCAGAUGUCCAAAAGGAAAAUAUAUGCUUGCCAGUUGUAAUGCCACAUCGAAUAUAGUGUGUGAAAUCUGCCCACGGCGUACAUUUAAUGAUCAGGAAAACAAAAUAAGCCAGUGUCGAGCCUGCAGGGAGUGCUCCAGCACCAGCAACAUGGAGAUGGUAAAGGAGUGUGAGGCAGACAAAAACACGCAGUGCAAGUGUAAGCCGGGAUACCUCUGUACACACAUAAGUGAAUCCCACUGUGAUUACUGCAGUCCGGUCUCCACAUGUCCUCCAGGAAAGGGAGUUGACAUUCAUUACACGUUCCAGAAAGACACUGCGUGCAGACCCUGCCCAGAGGGAACGUACAGCGAUGUAGAGGACUACUUUUCCAGCUGCAAAAAUCAUACAAGUUGUGAUGAUUUGGGUCGACAUCUGAAAGUUUCUGGGACCAGCAAAUCAGAUGUUGUGUGUGGAAAUUUUAAAGCAUGUACUACAUCUUGUUCUUGGUUGUUACCUGCUAGUCUGUGGGCAGGGAUCGUGAUUACUGCCCUGAUUGUAUUUCUGAUCCUGUUUAUAAUUUAUUGGAGAAACAAACGUCAGUCAAAAAGAUUAGGUAAGUAA